UGUUCGUUCACAACUUCAUUCACCACAAAGACCCGGUGAGGCUUAGCUUAGUCACCCGGCGCGGCUUCAGGCAGGUGCCAAGCAGUAGUGUUGACCACAAAGGACAACACUGGCACAAGCUGUACUUGUGCCGCUCUCACAACUCCGCCCAUAUGGAUAUCGCCGCUCUAGUUAACCCCGUGUCAGAGUCGCUCCCGCGGCGCUCGCCGUCGGGUUCGCAUAACAACAUACUAGCGCCGAGCCCUGCGCUUGAGAGCGCAAAGCUUCCGACCACUCCCAGACAGUCACACACCACCGAUAUGAGUCGUAGACGCAAGCGACACGAUUCGAAGCCCAUAUGGGCUGUUCGCGAGGACGAAGUCUUUGAUGGCAAGACACUUCAACAAGAUAUCAACGAACGCCAGCGCCAGCAGCCUCCCAAACCGCAUCCGCAAGCGCAACCCCAACCGCGCCCCCAGGCUUCCCCAUCACAACCGCUGCCAGGCGCCUCGCGCAACGGCCAUGCUCAAACACAACCUCACCCGCAACCCUCCAGUGCUGUGCAGCAUACAACGUCUGCGGCGCUGGCUGGCUUCGAGCGGCCUAUAUCCCACGACCCGCGCGUCUACGACGAGAUACAGCGCAAAGUCUGCGAUUUCCUCUUUAGCAACAUUGUCAUCAACGAUCGAAUCCGGAGUCUGCUCCAAGAGGCACCGGAUACAAUGGUGGAGGUCGAGGCCCGCUGGGGACAUGUCGUUUGGCGCGAACAGAAUGAGCGCCUGACAGGGGUGCACAGCACAGAAUGUGUUCUCCAUUCUGCGGUCAGCCAGCGAACUAAGUUCGAUAGCGUUAUGAACCUCCAACAGCAUCAGCAGAUGAACAAAUACCUCAAUAAACAGGUAUUUCAGGCCAAGCCAGGGAAUCCUAACAACCGACCGGAAAUUGUGUACAAACACACCAAACUCGUCGAUCAGCAAUACGAACUAGGUGAGGAGGCCUUGUCACGGCUUUCUCUUGCGGCGCAGAGCAUCAUCCGGGCCAGCGGCAAGCAAGAACGCAUACGUGUGUCACGCGAUCAAAAGACAGGCGAGGUUGUCGCCGCGAUUAUCAAGCAUAAGGUGAACAACCUUGAAAUCAGCUCACCGCAGACGGAGUGGGACUAUCGGAUUGGCGUCAACAUCGAGAUAGUCUUCCCAGGACCGUUGGAUGGUCUGACAGAGGUAGUGGAGAAGGGCAAAGGGGUCGAAGCGAUGAAGCGUUACAAAGACCGCAUGUCAUACUCGUAUAAGGGUGCAUAUCAAAUCGACUUAACCCAGGUUACGCAAGACGGCCAGAGGAUACAUGAAUUGGAGCUGGAGUUGGAAUCGAAUGUCCUCCUCGAACAUGGCGACCGAGUGAGGAUUGGGCAGCCGAACGAAUACGAAUCGCUGAUCAACGGCAUGAUUAACAACCUGAGGGUUCUAUCACGCGAAGUCACACCUCCUAAGCGAUAGAGUCGUCGAGGCAGUGGGUAGGGAACUAUCGGCGAUUGCCAUGUUGACAACACCGCUCUGGCUAAAGAUGCGAUGGGCUAGCCGCGUGCAUAGCUAUCGACGAUUCCUUUUCGAAUUGACUCGCCGAAAUGGCAUGUAUUAAUACUUGUAGUUUUUCGGAUCAUUGGGCGCUUUGAAAAUAAUGAAGCUCGACCACGAUUCUGGAAAGUUUGGGUUUCUGAACGCAUAGUACGGAGUUUGAAAGUCAAUGAUACCCCAUUUUUUGCGAG
Paraphaeosphaeria sporulosa is the source of this 1741-nucleotide messenger RNA. Its product is annotated as mRNA triphosphatase CET1. The transcript has a single exon. Gene Ontology annotation, cellular component: mRNA capping enzyme complex. Lineage: Eukaryota; Fungi; Ascomycota; Dothideomycetes; Pleosporales; Didymosphaeriaceae. Gene Ontology annotation, biological process: 7-methylguanosine mRNA capping; polynucleotide 5' dephosphorylation. Gene Ontology annotation, molecular function: polynucleotide 5'-phosphatase activity. The record is from RefSeq and is a predicted model, not a curated record. The coding region runs from base 153 to 1472 and encodes 439 amino acids.